Molecule: messenger RNA, 975 nt
Organism: Drosophila willistoni
Lineage: Eukaryota; Metazoa; Arthropoda; Insecta; Diptera; Drosophilidae
Gene: RpS3A
Product: 40S ribosomal protein S3a
Exons: 2
Coding region: 60-866 (268 amino acids)
Biological process (GO): translation
Cellular component (GO): cytosol; ribosome
Molecular function (GO): structural constituent of ribosome
Source: RefSeq, a predicted model, not a curated record
UCCUUCUUUUGACAGAGCCCGUCAACGUGACUCGACCUUUUCCGGUUAAUUCACUGAACAUGGCAGUCGGUAAAAAUAAAGGUCUCUCCAAAGGUGGUAAAAAAGGCGGCAAGAAGAAGGUGAUUGAUCCCUUCUCGCGCAAGGAUUGGUACGAUGUGAAGGCCCCGAACAUGUUCCAGACCCGCCAAAUUGGCAAAACUCUGGUUAACCGCACCCAGGGCCAGCGAAUCGCUUCCGAUUAUUUGAAGGGUCGGGUUUUUGAGGUUUCUUUAGCCGACUUGCAAAAAGACAUUGACCCCGAGCGCUCUUUCCGUAAAUUCCGCCUUAUUGCUGAGGAUGUCCAGGACCGCAACGUGCUCUGCAAUUUCCAUGGAAUGGAUUUGACCACUGAUAAGUACAGGUCGAUGGUGAAGAAAUGGCAAACUCUCAUUGAGGCCAUCGUGGAGGCUAAGACAGUUGACGGUUAUUUGUUGCGCGUGUUCUGCAUUGGAUUCACCGCCAAGGAUCAACAGUCGCAGCGUAAAACUUGUUACGCACAACAAUCACAAGUGCGAAAAAUUCGUGCCCGCAUGACUGACAUUAUUAACAACGAAGUCAGUGGCGCCGACUUGAAGCAGUUGGUCAACAAACUGGCUCUGGACUCGAUUGCCAAGGACAUUGAAAAAAGCUGCCAGCGCAUUUAUCCAUUGCACGACGUCUACAUCCGCAAGGUUAAGGUUCUGAAGAAGCCCCGCUUUGACAUCUCCAAAUUGCUAGAACUCCACGGCGAUGGCGGCGGCAAGACUUCCGAGGCUGUUGUGUCUGCUGAAGGCGCCGUUGUAGAUCGUCCUGAGGGAUAUGAGCCACCAGUACAAGAGGCCGUUUAAGCAGGUCUUGAGUCUUGGAAAUAAGUUUCGAGAUGUGAAUUAUAAUUUGUAUUGCAUUCGAAAAGCAAGUCCCAUAAUACAUUAUUCUACAAAUGGCAGAAACAGAAAA